CCUGUUCCAUCGAAAUUGCACCACGUGGAAGAAAUACGUUAUAUGAACGUUUUGGUUAGUCAAAACAUUUUACCGUUUAGAGCCGUCUGAAUUUCCCAAUCUGAACUUAUGAAGAAUCUGAAAUCUCUCGAGUAUUUAUCUUCUUCAAGAAAAGGAAAGAAACGCCUUCGAAGCCUGGCGAAAGCUAGAAAAAAAUGGAUUACACGAGAUCAAAAUGGCUUCCGUACCGGCGAUUUGGAAUUGGGAAAAACGUGCUCUUCAACAAACACUAGUUCUUGCCCAAGUGAGGCAAGCAGUUUAUCUACUGAGGAUUCAGAAAGUCUAAACUGUGUAGUAGAAUAUAACGAGGACAACCAAGGUAUCGAGCAAUCCGUCGAAGUUCGAAGCCCGGUUGCGCUAGACUGCGAAAUGGUUGGUGUCGGUGAAGAAAUGAAAAGCGCCUUAGCCCGAUGUAGUAUUGUUAACUAUGAUGGAAAGGUUAUCUACGAUGUAUACGUUAAACCAGAUGAACCCAUAACUGACUUCAGGACACGUUGGAGUGGUAUCAGACCUGUUCACAUGGAUAGAGCGAUCUCGUUACGAAAAGCACGUCGACAAGCAAAAAGACUGCUGAAGAAUCGGGUACUCGUAGGGCAUGCAUUACAAUUUGAUUUACACGUCUUAAAAUUGAACCACCCCGAAUUAUUGAUUAGGGACACAUCGAAGUUUAUUCCCCUUCGUAUUAACGCAGGAUUUCAUAAAGAUGUUACCCCAUCGCUUAAAAAGUUGAGUAGUCGUCUUCUAAGUUCUGACAUUCAGAUCGAUGAGCACUGUUCUGUCGAGGACGCGAGGGCCGCUAUGCAGUUGUACAGGUCAUGUGAACACGAAUGGGAGCAACAUAUCAAAGGUUUAGACUGUUCUUCGUACUUGAGUGAUGUGUACUGGCCGACAUGGACAGACCAAAGGGAUAAUUAGAAUCAUUGACACCCCCAGAAUGCGUAUUGUUUGGAGCAAAGGGGGUAACGGAGAUAUGGGGGGAGGACACCCCCAGAAUUCAUAUUGUAUGGAGCAAAGGGGGGUAACAGAGAUGGGGGGGGGGGGGUUAAGCCCCUUAUAUGGCUUGCAUAAUGAUGGAUUUCCACAAUAAUACAGGUUUUUAGAACGGUAUGCACAAUAGCCAUUGCCUAAUUCAUACUGGUUUCUUACACAGCAAUACUAAAUGCUUCAGCUAUAUGUUUUGCAAUAUUUUUCUAUGAAAACCGAUUGUUCCUCUCACCUUGUCUCGGUCUAUAGUGUUCUAACUAGGGCUUGAAGAAUAAUUUAUUGAUAUAUUGUACCAUUUCCAAAUUAUCAUCUUCUAACCUAUGAAUCCUUCCAAAUAAAAAGUAUGUUGAAAGCAAAA
This is a messenger RNA of Nematostella vectensis (starlet sea anemone), 1381 nucleotides long. RefSeq names its product RNA exonuclease 4. The coding region runs from base 109 to 954 and encodes 281 amino acids. The record is from RefSeq and is a predicted model, not a curated record. NCBI's taxonomy places the organism in Eukaryota, Metazoa, Cnidaria, Anthozoa, Actiniaria, Edwardsiidae. Gene Ontology annotation, molecular function: nucleic acid binding; 3'-5' exonuclease activity. Gene Ontology annotation, biological process: rRNA processing. The transcript has a single exon. Gene Ontology annotation, cellular component: nucleus.